This is a messenger RNA of Limulus polyphemus (Atlantic horseshoe crab), 1943 nucleotides long. Its product is annotated as transmembrane protein 65-like. The record is from RefSeq and is a predicted model, not a curated record. NCBI's taxonomy places the organism in Eukaryota, Metazoa, Arthropoda, Merostomata, Xiphosura, Limulidae. The transcript is spliced from 6 exons. The coding region runs from base 84 to 707 and encodes 207 amino acids. Gene Ontology annotation, cellular component: mitochondrion.
CUGUGAAGACGGUUUUACGGAGUUGUCAAUCUUUAUUUUUUAAAUGUAAUUCUUUGCGUUCUGUAGAAAACUUGUCUUCAAAUAUGCGUCAAAGAUUUUCGGCAUCAGCUACGUAUAGAGGAUUUAGAAAAUAUCAAGGAAGACGUGAAAUACCAGCGGUAGUUAAUGUUAAUAAUGUGAAAGAUCUUAUUUACUCUAUGAAUACCGCGGAACGACAAGUUUUACUAGAGGAGCUUCAAGCUUUUCAAAGCAAGUCACAAGCCGAGAAAGAUCAGAAUUGUCCCCCAACUGUUCAACAGCUUCGUGCUAUUGGCAUACACUAUGCACUUCCAUUUGUUGGAUUUGGAUUUCUGGAUAACUUUAUAAUGAUCAUUGCAGGAGAUUACAUUGAUACCACAAUUGGCCUGACUUUAGGAAUAUCAACAAUGGCAGCUGCAGGCCUAGGUAACACUCUUUCUGAUAUAGCAGGCAUUGGUUCAGCAUGGUAUGUUGAAAGUUUAGCAUCUCGAGUUGGAGUACAUAUGCCAGAACUGACCCCAACACAGUUAGAGAUGUCAUCCACUCAGUGGAGUAUAAACAUGGGUCGAGCUAUCGGUAUCACCCUUGGAUGUUUAUUAGGCAUGCUUCCACUUCUUUUUCUGCAUGACAGGGGGAAACUAAAAGGAGGAUUGGAUGAUAAUAAUUCAGACACCAAACCACCUAACUGAAGCUAUAUCAACAAAUCCACCAUGUUUAAAGCCAUACCAUGAUGGUCCCAUUGGUGUCACUGUAAUUUUGGAAAUCAUAAAUUUAAUCAUUUUUGCACUGUUAGUUAUAGUGAUUGUCACAUGAAUAUACUUAUGUUUGUUCAACUUUCUUUAAAUUUAACUGUAGUAUGAAUCACGUACAUAUAAACCUGACUGUUAGUAACUUGUAUAGAGUUGGAUUAUCUGAGGUUUGAUCUGCACAUUCACAGUAUUGUUUCUGUUUACCAUCUCAUAAGUCUUGUUCUUAAAUACUUUCUUUUGUCAAGGCUUUCUUUGUAUUUUAGCUCUAAGAUUAGAUUAAUAUUUUUUCAUGUCUUUCUCUCACGUAUAUAUAUUUAGAGCAGUUUUGAAAACUAAAUGGAAAUUCAGUUUCAAUUUUAUAUUUAUACUGAACUUCUCCAAACAUUUCAGCAUCUUCUAGGUAACUAAAAAUAAAUCAUAAACCAAGAUUUAUGAUUUUUGGUUAAUAAUUUAUUUCAGUUCCCUAAUGGAAGUUGAAGUUUUCGUAUUAGCUUUGCUCAAUAUUCCAAAGUUUUAAUAGCUGAUAAUAAAACAUUUCUUACGGGUAUAAUAUUAAGUAAGAUACAUACUAAUAAUGCUAUUAGUAAUAUAAAAUAAUGCUAUUACUAAUAAUGCUAAAAUAAUUUUGUAGUUUAGAUUUGUAUCUCUGUUUUCAAAACUGACAGCAUUGUCCACAGUGUGAGCAUUCCAAGUGUUUCUUCUUACUGAGUGAGUUUGUGUUUUCUCACUUGAUCAAGAUUUUUAGUUUGUUCCUAAUUGUGUAAAAUGUUAAUUAUUAAAAAAGAUCUAAAUUUAAUAUUCCUGAUUUUAGAACUACUACUGAAAAAUAUUCUAUUUUUUUGGUAGAUUAAUAAUAGAUUAUUAAGCUUUAUAUAUAAGUCUUUCAUGCUAUUCUUUUUUUAUUUGCUUUCAGCCUUUUAAGUAGUUUAUUUAUAAUACCUGGCUAGUGUUUGGAUAGUGUACUAGAUUGUAUGUUUGGGUAGUAUACUACAGUAUUUCCCAAACCUUUGUCACCCAUGCCCCCUCUUUAAUGAAUAUGGUUUCUUGGCCCCUUUAUUAAACGAGGGUGAGAGUGAGUUAAGUGACAAGAUGCAAUACGUGUUAUAGUAAUUGCUUAUUAUUUUAAUCAAUUCAUUGUUGGUAAAAGAGUAGUGAUGACUAGCUGCCUUGCCUCUA